Molecule: messenger RNA, 537 nt
Organism: Pseudozyma flocculosa PF-1
Lineage: Eukaryota; Fungi; Basidiomycota; Ustilaginomycetes; Ustilaginales; Ustilaginaceae
Exons: 4
Coding region: 1-537 (178 amino acids)
Biological process (GO): Arp2/3 complex-mediated actin nucleation; regulation of actin filament polymerization
Cellular component (GO): Arp2/3 protein complex; cytoskeleton
Molecular function (GO): actin filament binding
Source: RefSeq, a predicted model, not a curated record
AUGCCUGCCUACCACUCGGCGUACAACGACGACCCGGAGGCGCGUCAGAUCGGAUCGAUGGCGCUCCUCCCCAUCCGCAGCAAGAUCCGCGGUCCCGCGCCGCCGCCCGUCGACCCGUCGCAGAUGGACAUCGUCGACGAGUCCAUCGACCUCUUUCGUGCCAACUCGCUCUUCCGCAACUUUGAAAUCAAGGGCCCUGCCGAUCGUACGCUCAUCUACCUGAUCCUCUUCAUCUCCGACUGCCUCACCAAGAUCUCGAGCGCACGCAUCCCCAUGACGCAGAACGAGGCGCACAAGCAGCUCUCGACGUACGCCGUCGACGCCUUUGCGCUGCCCGGCGACGCCAACUUUCCCAUGAACAGCCUCUACGCCGCGCCCGCGAAUCGCGCAGACGCAGACGCACUCCGCUCCUACCUCACCCAGGCGCGGCAGGAGACGGCGCUCCGCCUCGUCGACAAAGUCUACAUCGACGGCGUACCCUCCAAGUGGUGGCUCGCUUUUACCAAGCGCAAGUUCAUGGGAAAGAGCCUCAGCUAG